AUGGCGCGAGCUGCCAUUGGUAAGAUGGCAUGGGAUAAAUACAUUCUGCGUUCAGUGCCAGAGGCACCGCCUGUUCAUCUUCCGCUCUUUCUAUACGGCACAGCAUGGAAGAAAGAACGGACGGCAGAUUUGGUGUACCAAGCACUGAGCGCAGGAUUCAGAGCGGUCGAUACGGCUGCUCAGCCAAAGCAUUACCAGGAGGAUUUGGUAGGAGAAGGUAUUCGCAGAGCGAUCCAUGAUAGACUACUUCGACGGGAGGAAUUAUACAUUCAGACAAAAUUUACGUCCGUUCAAGGGCAGGACCCCAAUAAAAUGCCCUAUAAUCCCAAAACUUCAGUGACAGAACAGGUUCAUGCCUCAGUCAAGUCAUCUCUGCACAAUCUUCGCGCCUCAGAAGCCUCGUCGAGUGCUGAAGAUGCUUACAUUGAUACGGUUGUUCUUCACUCGCCUCUGUCCACAAUGGCUGAGACUAUGGAGGCUUGGCUCACGCUUGAAUCAUACGUGCCUCAUCGCAUCCGCAACCUGGGUAUAUCAAACUGUGCCUUACCAAUCCUGAAGGAACUUUAUGCCCGGGCGACGGUUAAACCCGCGGUGGUCCAGAAUCGCUUCUAUCCAGAUACGCGAUUUGACGUCCCAGUGCGCGCCUUUUGUCGGACCCACGACAUCAUUUACCAAAGUUUUUGGACUCUGACUGCCAACCCGGAACUAGUUCGAUCAGACGCGGUUCAAUCACUAGCGAGUCAAGCAGAGAUUAGUCCUGCAGCAGCAUUAUACUGUCUUGUCCUGGGCCUGGGUAACACAACCGUCCUGAACGGUACGACCAACAGGGCUCGGAUGGGUGCGGAUUUGGCUGAUGUUCGAAAGGUCGAGCAAUUUAGCAAGGACAGUCCCGAUUCAUGGCAGAUGGUACUGGAUCAUUUCAAGAGGCUUAUAGGCGACGAUGUGACACUGUAA
Molecule: messenger RNA, 954 nt
Organism: Aspergillus pseudoviridinutans
Lineage: Eukaryota; Fungi; Ascomycota; Eurotiomycetes; Eurotiales; Aspergillaceae
Product: putative aldo-keto reductase (AKR)
Exons: 2
Coding region: 1-954 (317 amino acids)
Cellular component (GO): cytosol
Molecular function (GO): aldose reductase (NADPH) activity
Source: RefSeq, a predicted model, not a curated record